UUUCUUUGUUGAAUGGUCCAGAUGUGUACAUACUCCACUGAAUCUGGAUGAAGUGAACUAUGGAGGGUAGAGAUAUCGGAGAUAAGGAGAAUAAUUUCUUAUGGUAGAAGUGUUGAGAAAGUGUCCUGUGGAAAAGGAUGAAUAGGAGACGCUAGUAUUAACUAGAGGGUAUAUUUGUAUAUUGCGGUUUCUGCAAUCUGUAUUAAAACAGGAAGAUUAUUUUCCUUAUCUCUACCCUCCAUAAAUGAAGGAUUAGGAGUAGUUAGACCAAUACGAGCAGCCAGUGAGCAGCCGAACGCGCUAACAGAUUUCUGUGAUUGGACAUCCCUGAAAUUGAACUACAGAAAUAUAGGAUAUUUGCCGCAAAUUUUUGAUAUGUUUAUCGUUUAUGGUUAUGAUUCUUAUAUGUCUCCUAUAUUGUUACAGUAAAUAGCAAAAUAUAGCAAAAACAUUAUUAAAAUUUCACAGAAUUGAAAUACUGAUUUUAAUCCUUGUACUGGACAUGUCUUUAUUGGAGUAAUUUUAUUAUCAACGAUUGCUACUUUACAUAUUCCUAUACUUUAUUGGCGUCAAAAGCAGAUUUUUAUUUAUUAUAAUUAUAAUGGGGAGAAAAUCAAAUCCGAAAAGUAAAGAAAAAAGAUUACAGAGAAAGGAGGAACAAAUAAGAAUAAGCCAAGCUAUGCAAGCUGUAGCUUUGGCUAACAAUUUAGAAGAUCCAAUGGAACCUUUUCCUGUUUUCAGAAAUUUCAAUAAAAAUGGAAUAAAUGCUGAAUUGAAUGUAAAAAAAGGCAAUUGUCUUGAAGAAAACGUUAAGCAAUGGGCCUUCAACUUAACUAAGAAAAAUAUGCAACAAAAGUAUGAAUCUUGUUCAUGGGGAUGGUCAGAUUCAAAGAAGUUAGAAGAAUUGAAUGAUGAAGCUGCUUGGUAUCUCAUUGCCAAAUCAGCAGAUAAUGGUAAUUUGCUAGGAUUUUCUCAUUUUAGGUUUGAUAUGGAUGAAGGAAUUGAGGUGUUAUAUUGUUAUGAAUUGCAGUUAGAAACAUCAGUUCAACGUAAGUCAUUAGGAAAAUUUAUGAUGCAAAUUUUGGAAUUGAUUGCAUUCAAAAAUGGUAUGAGAAAAGUGGUUUUGACAGUAUUAAAGAAUAAUCCUCAUUCAAAAUUCUUUAAAGCUAUUAACUAUGAAGUGGACGAGUCAUCUCCUAUGGAUGAUGAAGACGAUUAUUCCUACGAAAUUUUGAGCAAAAUAAAUAAAAAAUUAUUACCUCCCAAAACAUCAACUCCUCCUAACCAAAAUAAAAUUCCGCAUGUACAUUCACGUUGUUGUUCUGGGCAUCAUCAUCAUUGAUGGAAUUUCAUUAAUCUUUUUUAUGUGAGGAGUAUGAGACCAAGAAUUAAAUUUUAUUAAGAACA
Messenger RNA from Harmonia axyridis, 1407 nucleotides. Its product is annotated as N-alpha-acetyltransferase 40. Gene Ontology annotation, cellular component: nucleus. The record is from RefSeq and is a predicted model, not a curated record. Gene Ontology annotation, molecular function: protein N-terminal-serine acetyltransferase activity; histone H2A acetyltransferase activity; histone H4 acetyltransferase activity. Bases 602 to 1342 code for a protein of 246 amino acids. The transcript is spliced from 5 exons. Lineage: Eukaryota; Metazoa; Arthropoda; Insecta; Coleoptera; Coccinellidae.